GUUUGCCUUCCGGUUCUGUACUGCGCAUGCGCACUUCUAUGGUGGCCUUCUCUGUCUGUACCAUACGCAUUUUUCUAAACAACCUAAGUGCAAUAGCAGAAAAGGCUCGUUGCCAGGCCUUCAACCAUGGCGGACAUUAAAAACUUCCUAUAUGUUUUUUGUGGGAAAAAGAAGAUAACGCCUAACUAUGACAUCCGAGCAGCUGGAAAUAAAAACAGACAGAAAUUCACGUGUGAGGUGCGUGUUGAGGGUUACAAUUACAUCGGCAUGGGAAACUCCACCAACAAGAAGGAUGCUCAGACCAAUGCUGCCCGAGAUUUUGUGAAUUAUCUUGUCAGGACAAAAGAGAUCAAUGCUUGUGAUGUACCUGCUUUAGGGGUCAGCAUGCCUGAUGGAGGAAAUGGGGGUGAUGGAGGUGAAGGAGGAAGUGGGUUUGGAAAUCUUCCAUCCAAUUGUCCACUGCCACCACAUCUGGCUGUGAAGUCUGAAAUUGGGGAAACAAAAGGACAAGAGUCUGAAUGUUCUGCACCUGUCCCUGGGAUCACAGGUUUGGGUUACUCUGGCAUGAACAAUGCCCAAUGGGAGCGAGGAGCCAAUCUCCAAGACUAUUACUCCAGAAAAGAGGAACAGGAUGCAAAAGCGACCUAUGAAUCUGAAGAGGUUGAUCUGAAUGCUGGCCUGCAUGGGAACUGGACUCUGGAUAACGCAAAGGCCCGUCUGAACCAGUUCUUUCAAAAAGAGAAAAACCAAACAGACUACAAGUAUAGCCAAGUGGGACCGGAUCACAACAGGAGUUUUAUUGCCGAGAUGACACUCUUUGUAAGGCAACUCGGUAGAAAGAUUUUUGCUCGUGAACACGGCUCAACUAAGAAGCUGGCUGCCCAGUCCUGUGCGUUGUCUCUGGUCCGUCAGCUUUACCAUCUAGGGGUCAUCGAAGCCUACACAGGGCAGACCAAGAAGAAAGACGGAGAAACUUUGGACGUAUAUGAAGUAAAUCUUAGCGACGAUCUACCAAAUCAAGUAAUGAGCAUCGUGCAGGAACUUGGGCUCCAGAUCCCUCCACCCCCUCAGGAUCCCAACAGUCCUGUGUCUCUGGUUCAAGGGAAGUUGGCUCAGUUUGAACCUUCACAAAGGCAGAGCACUGCAGGAGUGGUGCCGUGGUCUCCUCCACAGGUCAACUGGAACCCCUGGACCAGUAGCAACAUCGAUGAAGGACCACUGGCCUUUUGCACCCCAGAACAGAUCAACAUGGACCUGCUGAGCGAGCUCAACUAUCAACUGGAGCAGGACAGGAAUCUGCAAGUGACUCUAGCAGAAAGAAAUCAGCUGCCUGUAAAGAACUUUGAGAAAGAAAUCAUGGGCGCUAUUCACAAUAACUCUGUGGUCAUCAUCCGAGGAGCCACUGGCUGUGGAAAAACCACCCAAAUCCCUCAAUACAUACUGGAUGAGUUCGUAAAGGGAGGCAAGGCAUCUGAAUGCAACAUCAUUGUUACUCAGCCAAGGAGGAUCAGUGCUGUGUCGGUGUCGGAACGUGUGGCCUUCGAAAGAGGAGAAGAGGUGGGGAAAAGCUGCGGCUACAGCGUGCGUUUCGAGUCGGCACUACCCAGACCUCACGCCAGCAUCCUUUUCUGUACAGUCGGAGUGUUGCUGAGAAAGUUGGAAGCUGGUAUCCGUGGCAUCAGUCAUGUGAUUGUGGAUGAAAUCCAUGAAAGAGACCUAAAUUCUGAUUUCCUGCUGGUGGUGUUGAGAGAUGUGGUCCAGGCCUACCCUGACGUGCGCAUCAUCCUUAUGUCUGCCACCAUUGACACUAGCAUGUUUAAGGAAUAUUUCUUCAACUGUCCCGUCAUUGAGGUGCAUGGACGUGCACAUCCUGUACAAGAGUAUUUUCUGGAAGACUGCAUUCAGAUGACCCAGUUUGUACCACCACCGAUGGAUAGGAAAAGAAAAGAUAAAGAUGAAGAGGGAGCAGGAGGAGAUGAAGAAGUCAACUGUAAUGUUAUUUGUGGACCCGAGUAUAGCCCAGAAACCAAGCGUGCCAUGUCCCAGCUAAAUGAGAAGGAAACUCCCUUUGAGCUGAUCGAGGCGUUGCUGAAGUACAUUGAAACGCUGAAAGUACCCGGGGCUGUGCUGGUCUUCCUGCCAGGCUGGAAUCUCAUCUAUUCAAUGCAGAAACAUCUGGAGAUGAGCCCACACUUCGGCGGUCCGCAAUACAGAAUCCUGCCACUUCAUUCUCAAAUCCCCAGAGAGGAACAAAGGAGAGUCUUUGAGCCCACACCUGAUGGUGUGACUAAGGUCAUUUUGUCCACCAACAUUGCAGAGACCAGCAUUACCAUCAACGAUGUGGUCUUCGUCCUUGACUCCUGCAAGCAAAAAGUGAAGUUGUUCACCUCUCAUAACAACAUGACAAACUAUGCCACGGUAUGGGCCUCCAAGACCAACCUCGAGCAGAGGAAGGGACGAGCCGGCCGAGUGAGACCCGGCUUCUGUUUCCACCUGUGCAGCAGAGCUCGUUUCGAAAAGCUGGAGACCCACAUGACUCCAGAAAUCUUCCGCACGCCGCUACAUGAGGUUGCCCUAAGCAUUAAGCUGCUGAGACUGGGAGCCAUCGGGCACUUCCUCUCCAAAGCCAUUGAGCCUCCUCCAUUGGAUGCUGUAAUUGAAGCAGAACAUACGCUUAGAGAUUUGGACCUUUGAAUGUAAACGUUGAGAACCCCUGCUUUAGACAGUAAUGAUGAGCUGACUCCACUGGGACGCAUCUUAGCCAAGCUGCCCAUUGAACCUCGUCUGGGAAAGAUGAUGAUUAUGGGAUGCAUCUUUAAUGUUGGAGAUGCAGCGUGCACUAUCUCUGCAGCAUCUUGUUUCCCUGAGCCUUUCAUCAGCGAGGGAAAGCGUCUCGGCUACGUCCAUAGGAACUUUGCUGGCACACGUUUCUCUGAUCACGUGGCCUUACUUUCUGUUUUCCAGGCCUGGGAUGAAGUCAGGAUGGGAGGUGAGGACGCAGAGAUCCGGUUUUGCGAACACAAGAGGCUCAACAUGCCCACUUUGAGAAUGACCUGGGAGGCUAAAGUCCAGCUGAAAGAGAUCCUUGUUAACGUGGGCUUCCCUGAAGAGUGCCUCAUGAAUCAAUUGUUCAAUACUGUGGGACCAGACAAUAAUUUGGAUGUGGUGAUCUCUCUGCUGACAUUUGGCUCUUACCCCAACGUGUGUUAUCACAAAGAGAAAAGGAAGAUCUUGACCACAGAGGGACGAAAUGCUCUUAUACACAAAUCCUCUGUCAACUGUCCCUUCACCACCCAAGAUAUGCAAUACCCAUCUCCCUUUUUUGUCUUCGGGGAAAAGAUCCGAACCCGAGCUAUCUCUGCCAAAUCCAUGACUCUCGUCAGCCCUCUUCAGCUUAUUCUGCUUGGCUCAAAAAAGAUCACAUCCAAUGGAGAAAUCGUUGAACUUGAUGAGUGGAUCAAAUUGCGGAUUCCCCAUGAUGUAGCUGGUGGUGUGGCGGCCAUGAGGGCGGCUUUUGAAGCCCUGGUGGUCGAAGUGACCAAAGAUCCGGAAUACAUCAGAAAUAUGGAUCCGAUGAACGAACGUUUGCUUAAUGUCAUGCGGCUUGUAUCUAGACCCUCUUCAGCGGGUAUGAACCUCAUGGCCACUAACAAACGCUUUGGAGAUGGUCCACGACCACCCAAGAUGGCUCGUACUGACUUUGGAGGAGGAGGUGGAGGCUUUGGGGGACGUGGAGGAGGAUACGGAGGAGGUGGUGGUGGUGGAUACCGAGGUGGUGGAUACAGAGGAGGAGGCGGUGGUGGAUACAGAGGGGGUGGAGGCUACCAGGGUGGUGGAGGUGGUUACAGAGGGUCAGGAGGGUAUCGUGGUGGGGGUGGUUACAGGGGAGGUGGAGGGUAUAGAGGAGGAGGAGGAGGUGGUGGUGGUGGUUUCCGAGGUGGCUGGGGAGGAAACAGAGGUGGGAAUUAAAGGAUGUCCAAGCAUGGAUGUAACUUGCUCUAUAAAAAUAAGAAAUAUUCACAAAAGUUAUCCAGUUGACUGUUCUAGUGGGAGCUAACAGAUAUCUUUAGUUGUUGUUGUUUUUUUCUUUUUACUGUUUAUGCGGUUAAACAUGACUAAAGAGCUAAUUUGUGAGAAACAACAUUUUACCCGUUUUAUUGUUUCUGUGUUUGUUUGUUUGUUUGUUUCUUUGAAGCAAAGCUUGUUAAAUGUACGUGAUGAUUCCAAAUAAAAAAAAUGUAAUUAUGCCUCUA
Molecule: messenger RNA, 4253 nt
Organism: Paramisgurnus dabryanus
Lineage: Eukaryota; Metazoa; Chordata; Actinopteri; Cypriniformes; Cobitidae
Gene: dhx9
Product: DEAH (Asp-Glu-Ala-His) box helicase 9
Biological process (GO): regulation of mRNA processing; positive regulation of transcription by RNA polymerase II
Cellular component (GO): intracellular anatomical structure; nucleolus; ribonucleoprotein complex
Molecular function (GO): RNA helicase activity; 3'-5' DNA/RNA helicase activity; 3'-5' DNA helicase activity
Source: RefSeq, a predicted model, not a curated record